Messenger RNA from Saccostrea cuccullata (small rock oyster), 687 nucleotides. RefSeq names its product craniofacial development protein 2-like. The record is from RefSeq and is a predicted model, not a curated record. The transcript has a single exon. Bases 1 to 687 code for a protein of 228 amino acids. Gene Ontology annotation, biological process: chromatin remodeling. Lineage: Eukaryota; Metazoa; Mollusca; Bivalvia; Ostreida; Ostreidae. Gene Ontology annotation, cellular component: nucleus.
AUGAUUGCAAGCGAACUCGUGAGAUAUAACAUUGACAUUGCAGCUCUCAGUGAAACCAGGUUGGUUGGAGAAGGUGAACUUUGUGAAAAAGGCGCUGACUACACCUUCUUUUGGAGUGGACGAGGAGCCGUGGAGAGACGAGAAGCUGGCGUAGGCUUUGCUAUAAAGACGACACUUGCUGGCAAGCUAGUCGGCGUACCCAAAGCAAUGAACGACCGCCUGAUAACGAUGAGUCCCCCCCUCACUCGAGGAAAGUUCGCCACUAUUGUCAGCGCAUACGCUCCUACCCUGAAUAACCCAGAGGAGACUAAAAACAAGUUCUUUGAGAACCUCCACAAUGUUAUAAAUGCCGUCCACAACGCCGACGAGCUCAUCAUUCUUGGUGAAUUUAUCGCGAGAGUUGGACGUGACACCACCACCUGGGAAGGCGUGAAUAGGAAGAUUGGGAAGCACGAAGUGGGCAAGUGCAUCAAAAACGGCAUGCUGCUUCUCCAGACUUCCGCUGAACAUGGCCUUCUCAUCACAAACACCGUUUUCUGCCUUCCCAUCCGUAACAAGACGUCAUGGAUGCACUCGCGCUCAAAGCACUGGCAUAUCAUUGACUACCUCAUCGUCAGGAAAAGAGACGGACAGGACGUUCGUGUCAUCAAAGUUAUGCUGGACAGAUCACCGUCUCAUCGACUCUAA